Molecule: messenger RNA, 1508 nt
Organism: Emiliania huxleyi CCMP1516
Lineage: Eukaryota; Haptophyta; Isochrysidales; Noelaerhabdaceae
Exons: 5
Biological process (GO): telomere maintenance via telomerase
Cellular component (GO): telomerase catalytic core complex
Molecular function (GO): telomeric repeat DNA binding; telomerase RNA binding
Source: RefSeq, a predicted model, not a curated record
CGGGUGGCGAUCUGAAGUGGUCUCAUGCUGCCACAUGACCCAGCGCCGCUGCGCCGCCUCGUCCGCGAGACGCUCAUCCACGCACCGGCCGGCUCUGAGCCACUACCGCCCGACGCCGCGCUCGACGGCGAGGCCCAGCACAUCGUCGUGCGGCGCGCCGUCGCCCUCGCCGUCGAGCGGCAGCGGCGGUGCGGCGCAGAGCAGAGCGUGCUUGCCCUCGGGCAGCGUGUCGCCGAGGACCGCGGUGGGCACUGCCCCAACUACGCGUCCACCACAGUCAACCUGCUCAACACGCCCGGGUGGGAGCUGCUCCGCUCGCGCAUCGGAUCUGCCGCGAUGGUCAACCUUCUCACCACGGGCUCGCUGCUCUCACCCCUGCCAAACGGCUCCUACCUGCAGCUGACCGGGCCUCUCCCGCCCGUGGGCUUUGGGAGAAGCUCCGCCGACGAUGGCAAGCGAAAGCACAACUGGCGCUCCUUGUCGCGCAACCUGGCCAGCCUGGUCGAGGCGCCGAGCGGGCGCGACCCUGCCCACCUGCUGCUUCGCGGCAUGCGCACCUCCGACGGCGGGGCGCGCUUCUACUGGCCGCGCGGCGUGUGGAUCCGGCUGCAGCGGCUGGCGCUGCGGCGGGCGCGCCUCUCCCCCGGCCUGCUCGGCACUUCUCUCCUCUCCCUCGAUGCCGUGCACGAGAGGUGGCGCGCCUUCGCCGCGGAGCGGCGCCUGCGCGCGCCCGGCUGCGCUCUCCACUUUGGGUCGACCGACCUGGUCGCUUGCUACGACACCAUCGACCAGCGCGAGGCUCUCGCCGCCGUCGACGCGGCACUGCGUUCGCGCGGAGAGGGCCCCUCGCGACUGCACCAGCUCUUCAUCUUCAAGCCGGCCGGGCCGCGCCUCGCCGCCAGACCCUUCAGCGUGGCGGCGGACGGAGGGGGCGGCGGCGGCGGAGUGGGAGAUGGCGGCGGCGGAGGAGCAUACGGCGGUGCGCUCGCCGGUCGGCUGCGCGGAGCCUUGCUCGUCGAUCGGCAGUCUGGCGGCGCCAUCAGCGCCGAGCAGGUCGGCGCGGCGCUGCGGCAGCUCGUCUCCUCUUCCGUCGCCCUCGUCGACGGCCGCGCCUACGUCCAGCGGAGCGGGAUCCCGCAAGGGGCCGUCGCGGGCGCGCUGGUCUGCUGCCUCCACUACGGAGCCCUUGACCUCUCGCUCCUCGCGACCUACCUCUCCCGCCUGCCGUCCACGCCGAGGCUCCAGCCGCAGCCAGCGCCCGCCGCCGCGCCCGCCGCCGCGCCCGCCGCCGCCGCGCACGGGGAGGCGACGUGGGAGGGGUCGUUGCUGCUGCGGCUGAUUGACGACUCGCUCUGCGUCUCGGCGGUCGAGCGCACGCGGGACGGCUUCCUCUCCGCGAUGGGGAGCGGCUUCCCGCGGUACGGAGGCGCGACCAGCGUCGCGAAGACGUGCGUGGCCUCGAGCACGGCGCCGCCCGCCUCGACCGCCGACACCGCCGACUCCGUCAC